Molecule: messenger RNA, 5486 nt
Organism: Catharus ustulatus (Swainson's thrush)
Lineage: Eukaryota; Metazoa; Chordata; Aves; Passeriformes; Turdidae
Gene: TMEM40
Product: transmembrane protein 40
Exons: 14
Coding region: 4444-5313 (289 amino acids)
Source: RefSeq, a predicted model, not a curated record
CAGUGUCCUCUGUGUCCUCACAUCAUGCUGUCCUCAUCUCCUGAGAGGGCUGGGUUUUCUACUUAUGAUCAGCAGAGACCUGUUGGUGGUCUGAGACCUCCCAGAGCCUGAACUGCAGAGAAGCUGGUUUGAAACCUGUUACGAAGGCACCAGAAUUGACCUAGAGAUCCUGUGCCAAUCUGCAGCAUGAGAAAGGUUUGCACUCAAAUGACAGAGAGUGGACUUGUGAUGCUCACUGCCUGCUGGACAGGCAACCAGGCCUCAUGGAGUAAUUGGAGCAGUCCAACAGCCCUCAUUAGAGGCUCUGAGGGUUGGGAAUAGGCUGCAGUGUUUUGAUCUGGGUGGAGGACAAGGUAUAUUGGCGUCACCCUUUGUGUGGUGUCAGCAGAACAGGGAUCUAGAGCUUGAUUCAAGCUUUGCAUUGCCCAAAUCCAGAGUACAUCUUUUAAGAUAAAUAAAUUGGACCAGACUUCUUAAAUAGUUGCAGCUUUUAGUAAAUACCCUUUGGGUUCUCUCAGUGCCUCCUGUGAGCAGACCCUUGAUUUUAGGAAACAGUUUUAAAGUCAAAUGUACCUUCAUCCCCUUUAUGUUGCAGGUGAUUGAACCUCAUAAUUCAGUGAGCUGAAGUGAUCUCAAGAAAGGAAUGUUUUAGGACACAGCUGAGUUGUUGAGGGAGAGCUGCACUUUGAUCCUAAGAGCUUUGCAAGGCUGAAUUUUAAAGAUUGCAGAAGAUGAUGGCUGCUUGCAUCCUGGUGCCAAGGCACCGACAGCAGUGGAUGUCACUGGAAUAGUUGUCUUACUAAGAGAAGAUUGGCCCUGCCAGCCUGGGAUUGCUGCUGCUCCCCAGGUCAGUGAGAUGGGAAGGUUGCAGGAGUAUGGGAGGUCUCCAGAUUCACUGAGACUUGGUGUCCAAUUUCCAAAAACUGCCAGCGGUACUGCUCUGAGCUCUGCAGGUCCUGGGACCUGGGAACUUGGCCUUAGAGUUUAAAAGCUUUAGGGUGCCUGUACCAUGAGCUCGCCUUUCCACUCACCUUCCCCAUCCCUCUCUCCCUGUGCAGUCUGACAGCCUGUGUGUUUAUACCACAGGAGUGUGAAGCCAGUAGUUGACACAAUCCUCUUCUUGGAGAGGAUUAUUGUUGGGUAUGUCCUGAAGCAGAAGUUUGAGAAUAAUAUCCUGGGGAAAUAAUGGAUAGAUCAAACUCUGAGUCCUGCUGACUUCAGACUUGGCCCUGGGGGAGGUCUGAGGUUCACCUUGGCUGGGGGAUGCCCCAGCCAGUUUGGUCAGUGUUGCACAGAGCUGCUGGCCCAGCCCCAUCCUGGCUCUGUGCUGCCCUGUGCCAACAGGUAACCCCACCAGGUAACCAACCUGUGCCUCCUUACCUUUGUAGGCUGUUUUGCUUCCUGGCCUUGCCAUCUCCUGGCAGGUACAUUGCUGACAAAGUGGUGGGGGACAGGUCUCAGCCUGCCUUACUGACAGGGUUACAUAAUGGAUUCCAGGACUAAACCCAUUCCACAAAACAUCAGGAUUAAAUAUCAAAAUCCUUGACGUUGCCUGUGUGUUUAAAAGUGCUGAGGAAAAGGGCUUUAUCAAGAGGGUGGAUCAGCUGAAGCUGGAAAUUGUCCCUUGGGCUCCUGGUGCUUCCCAGGGAGCAUCUGUGCUCCCCUGCCCUUGGCUAUGCUUCCAUGAGGCACUUUCAGCCCUAUUGCUAGACCAGAAAACUGGGGAUGGAAAGGGAGCCCAGUGAACUGGGAGAGCAAGGGAGAGAAGAGGAGCAGAUACUGGAGAAGAUUUUUUUGCAGGUCGCUCAUGGAAGCAGUUCUCCAGUGAGGGCAGUGGAUAGGGAGAGUAUCCUUAGACCACAGGUUUAUCCCUGUGCUUGCUGCAGCACUUAGCUCAGCCAGGCCAGGGGCCAGACAAUCCCCUCCCUCUCAUCCCUCAGAGGCCAUUUGUGAGCCUGUAAUGUGCUGACCAUCAUAAAGGAGAGGUCCCACAAUGAGGGAAGAUUUCUAUCAUUACCUGUAGCCACUAAGGGGAGGAUCUUGUGCUUGUCAGUACUGGAAUCUCUCACUCUUCUGCCUCAUGAGCUGUUGAUAGCAGCACCUGAGGAGGUCAGUAAUGCUCCAGGAAGUGAGUGAUACAUCCUGGCCUUUGAUUUAGCCUGCUCAAAUAGGCCUAGUUCUUAAAUUUAAUGGGCUUUAGCAAAAAAUUUACUGUGUUAAUUUAAAAUACUAAUACAAUGAAUUAUUUAUUAUGGCAAGUAAUUCCACAGAAGGGUACAGAAUGAGAAAAAAUUUUCCAAAAUAUCCUAGUAAGGUACUACAUGAUCUACUCAUAUGAUUCCACAAAAGCUUUCAUGGCUAAACCUCAGGCUUUGUCCCAGCCAAAAGCAAACAUCUUUCACAUGGUUUCAGCAGAACAGGGUGUUACUCUUUCAGUGAUGGUCUGGAAGGAAGGUUAGGAAGCAAGUUGUAUUCACUGCUUGUUGCUUUUUUCUUCUCUCUCAAAGUCUCAUAGUUUAAAAAGCAGAAAGGAAGCUGUAAGCUAUCUGUAGCCUGCAAAGUGCAGCUGGCAGUGAGGCAUAAUCCCCCUGCACUUACCUGUGCUUCACAGGCUCACAACAAUUGUUGAAAGAGACUUUAUUUAAAGGAAAAUAAGUAGCAAACUAAGUAAAUGUACAGGAGGGAGUAAUUUAACCAACCCAUUGGAUGAAAGUCAGGGUAGGGCAAGAGGAGUCAUGGGAAUGUUGAAAUCUGUCAGAAAUGUGAUGACUUAACGAGCAGUAACUACUCUGUGUACCAUCACUGGGCCCCUCCUACACUCACUUAGGAGUAUUUCUACAUUUCUCAUGCAACCUGCCUCUGUGACAAAUCUGCACACACACUGCACCCAAUUAGUGUCAAGCAUAAGAGCUGUUCUGCCUGUGUCUCACCUCUCUAAACCCCUCCUGGAAGCAAUUUUCCCAGCAUACAAAGAAUAAAUCACCUUUCUAAAUCUCUCAGAGGAUGGUUCCCAAAUAAGGGCCAAGUAAACACAUAUAUUACAUGAUAAAGCAUUCUAAUGCAUUAGAUAAUCUUCCCAGCAGUAGAUGCAGGGUAUUAGCUGCUUUAAGUGUUCAAUGGUACAGAUGCUUAAAAAUGUCGUAGGAGGUGAGACAAGGCACUUGAAUAGGCAUCUGUAGAAAAGCAGUGGAAUAUAUUGCUUAAAGAAACACAAACCCCAAUCUUUUGCCCCUCUAAAAAAAACCAGAAAACCACAGCAAACAGCUGAACAAACUGGAAAAGAAAAAGAAAUGCACACCUACUAUAGGAAGUAGAACUUAAUUUACCUGUGUCUCAGUCUCUCCAGAAGCAGCAGGAGAUGAAGAAGUGAGGAGAGCAGAGGGAGAGAGUACAAUCCUUCCUGGGGUACCUGCUGCACCAGGGUCAAACCAUUAGCUGAAUUUGACAAAUGACUUGCAUGACCACACCUUGUGUAAUCAAUAGCCACUGUGCUAUUGGACUGUCCCAAGGCAUCUGCUUUGACAGUGGCUGUCAAUCUUCAGGUGAGUAAACAUCUGCCAUCUUCAACUGUGGUGCACUGCAGGAAUCUCCCCUCCUGUCCUACUCUGGUUUCCCUGUGGAGGAGGCUGGCUGGCUCACAAAGCAGUAGCUGCCCUGAGCAGCAAGUAGCCCUGGGGUGGCUCCAGAUAACUUGUGCUGAAGAGAUGGGUGUCAGAGGUGGUGAGAAGGGCUGGAGGGGAGCCCCAAUGGCCUUACAGCAGGCAUAGGAUGAGCAGAGCCAGAGGCUUUGUGUUGUCAGCACCGUCUGUGGCUGUUGGGGACAAGUGGGGUGGAGGGCAUAUUUCCCUUCACUGUCACUGGCUCAGCUGCACAGACAUUCCACCUGUGCCUCCCUGGGAUGCCCUGAGCAUCGUGCCUGGGUUUCCAACCCUCAUCAUGGUGACCCUGCUUAGCUUUAGCAGAACCCAGGACCUCUCCCCAUAGAGUGGUUUCUGUAUCCCCUGAUGGGCACGGAGGCCAGACAAGCGGGCCUGGGUCUCCAGCCCGAGUAGGGGCUGUGCUGGAGCAGCCAGGGGCAGGAGUGAGGGGUCCUGCCUGCUCAGGGCUACUGAGGGUCCUUAGUGCCUGGGGCAGGCUGGGAGCUGCACAGCUCCUCUCUCCAUCAGGCAGGAUUGGUCCUUGCUCACCUUCCCCAGAGCUCAGGGACAGGGAUCACACAGCUGGAGGGUGAGCUCUGCAGCCAGAGGAGCCGGAGCUCGCCCCAUGAGUCAGGGCAGGCCACGUGAGGGCCCGGCCCUGACGCCUUCCCACCCGUCACUGGCACAAGGCAGGGCUGGGCUGCCAUCCGGCCCAGGAUCCUGAGCCGCCGCACAGCCGUGCAGAGCUUUGCAGCAACCACAGAGGCACACGGCGUGAAAGAAACACAAACCAGCAGGCACAAUAAUGGAGAAUUUGGAUGUCCCAAUCCCAGAUCUUACUGAGGAGCAGCAAGACGUUUUUCAGAAAGUAUUUGCUGCUGAUGCCAAGUACUUGGAGAAUCAUGAGAAAAUGAACCAGUCCUUCUGGGAAUCACUUGUAAAACGCCUGGCCGCUACUGACCCACCUAUCCUGAAUACUGAAGAAAAGAACAAUCUCCUUAACAGCUGUGAUGUCCUCCCUGGAGGCUGUGCUGCCUGCCUGAAGGCCAUAGAGAAGAAAGGAGUCAGGGCAAUGGCUCUUCUUUACCUUUUACUGAAGACUUCCAACCCAUCUGGGUACAGGCAGCUGCCCAGCUCCAAGGGAAAGGAUGAAAAAUUGAAACUCCUGAAGAGAUUGGAAAGGAAUUUUGUAUAUUCAGAAGAGGACAAAAAGUCUGAAAACUCAUCCCAUGAGUCCUUGGAUGAAGAUACACAAGACAGUGAUGAGGAAGAUUUAGGAAGACAGAAGACUGAAGGCCAGUUACUUGGAGGAAUACCAGCAGAGGUUGUUCCCUACAGAGAUUCAGAGAUUGCCAGAAGAGAAGAUUCAGAUAUAGAUGCAUAUGAGAAGGAGAGCACUCGCCCCCCUCAGUGGACAGUGCGGUGGAUGGGCAUACGGAAGGAUGAUGAAUUCUUUCAUUUUGUCAUUCUUUGCUUUGCAAUUGGAGCUUUACUAGUUUGCUACUACUACCACAAAGAUUGGACAAUUUCUCUUGGGAUUGGUUUAAUCACCUUUGCUUCCCUGGAAACCACUGGGAUAUACUUUGGUCUAGUGUACCGAAUUCGGAGCGUCCUUGAUAGCUUUGUUCCUCUGAUUGACAGAUUCAGGCCAGGAGGCAUGAGGAAAGCUGCCUAAGAGGAGUAUUUCAAGAGAAUUCCCCAAACCUGGCUGUCCAAAUUUCCAGUACUAAAGGAACUGCUUUAUGAGGUGAAUCUAACAACCAAAUUGCCAAUGUGAAACCUCUAAAAAACAUCACUUCUUUCCCUCCAAAAUAAACCUGAAACUGUGGUACAGGGCCCCACUCUGGA